Molecule: messenger RNA, 1545 nt
Organism: Chinchilla lanigera (long-tailed chinchilla)
Lineage: Eukaryota; Metazoa; Chordata; Mammalia; Rodentia; Chinchillidae
Product: retinol dehydrogenase 7-like
Exons: 4
Coding region: 875-1483 (202 amino acids)
Source: RefSeq, a predicted model, not a curated record
UUGAGGCAGGGUGAGUUCCUGAGCAGAGGAGGCACAGAACUCCCGGCCAUCUCUUGCAGAUUGGCGCGCUGCACCCUCUGCCCUGGAUCCAAUGUUCACUCGCCAGAGCUGUCCUGUGCUCCUGGAUGGCAAAUACUGUUUAUUCCUACGGGUGGGUGUGGGGCUACCCAGAGGGGCCACCUGCAGAUCAGUGAUGUGGGGACCAUGCCCGAUGAAGGCGGGUGGCCUUUAGAGACUUGGAACAGACCCAUAGUUCUCUUUGACACAGUGUGCAGUUGUGUAGCUGGACUGGGAGGAAGCAGGGAGCCAUGUCCAAACCCUUCCUUUGGGUUUUGCGAGCUCACUGUCAGGAAGGUGGCUCAAUACCAGUGACCAUGUUUUCAAGGUCUCACAACAAACACAGCAAUCUUUGGAACUUUGCCCCAAGAGAACGUCAGCUCUUUUUUUUCAAUCAAAUUCUACUCACGUGUUAGUCUUGUCUUUCCUUCCUUCUUGCCUUUACUUUGUCCCUCCCUUCCUAUUUCUCUGUCUCUUCUGUAUUUCUUUCCCCUUGGUAAUUGUGUGAGAGAAAUGUGAAUAGGCUGCUUUAAAACACAUGACAGUAAAGUGUGCACAGGACUACAUUAAUUUGUUAAAAAGCCAAUCAUCGUUUCCGUGUCUCCUGACAAAUGGAUGCACAGCAUUUCUUCAACAUCAUUCUGGUAAUGAUCAAAUAUGAGCUGAUAGUCUGCGAUCUCCCAGGCAGUCACCUGGGCCAUGAAGAAUCACAGAUAGAAGAAGGCACUAACUCUGUCAUCCAGCCACUCUCAGAUGUGUAUCCUGAGUCUUGCCGAUACUGAACUGUUUGCGUUCUGACCUUCCCUCCAAGGAGAGCAUGCUUUCCAUUGCUGCAAGUGAAUGGCUAAACAAGCAGGACUUCAUGAAUGGACUCAGUGUGAACCUGUUGGGGGUCAUCGAGGUGACUCUGAGCCUGCUGCCCUUAGUAAGAAAAGCACAAGGCCAUGUGGUCCAUGUCUCCAGUGUCACGAGCCAGUUGUCGCUUUUUGGUGGUGGCUACUGCAUCUCCAAGCACUUCCUUGCCCCAUACUAUAUGUCUUGCAGGAGGGAGCUCCCCUCUUUUUGGGUGAAAGUGACUAUUACUGAGCCUGGUUUCUUCAAGACCAAUAUGACCAAUACCAAAAAGAUCAUACUACGCUUACAGGAGGUGUGGAACUGCAUCAGCUCAGAGGUUAAGGACGUCUAUGGAGAGAAGUUUCUGGAAUCCUGUCUGAAAUCAUUGAAAUUAAUGGAGCACAAGUGCAGUCCAGACCUCUCCUUGGUGACAGAGUGCAUGGAGUAUGCACUAACUGCCUGUCACCCUCGCACCCAGUACUCAGCAGGCUGGGAUUCCAAGCUAUUUUACCUCCCCUUGAACUACCUGCCCACGUUCCUGGUGGAUGCCUUUCUGUAUUUGAGCUCCCCAAAGCCAGCAAAAGCCCUCUAAAGCCAACUCUUGGUUGUGUGAUCAGGGAAGAUGGGUAGUGUGUGGGUUGAAACAUGUGAGGG